Thrips palmi is the source of this 951-nucleotide messenger RNA. RefSeq lists its product as uncharacterized. The transcript is spliced from 6 exons. Gene Ontology annotation, cellular component: plasma membrane. Gene Ontology annotation, molecular function: olfactory receptor activity; odorant binding. Gene Ontology annotation, biological process: detection of chemical stimulus involved in sensory perception of smell; sensory perception of smell. The coding region runs from base 1 to 951 and encodes 316 amino acids. NCBI's taxonomy places the organism in Eukaryota, Metazoa, Arthropoda, Insecta, Thysanoptera, Thripidae. The record is from RefSeq and is a predicted model, not a curated record.
AUGAGGGCGACGGGCUUCUGGCGGCGCGUCGCGGCGUACGACGACGAGCGCCCCUCGACGCUGUCGGCCGCGGCCGUGUCGCUGGCGCAGCGCGUCUACUUCAACCUGAACGUCGUCACCAACGUGGUCUUCCUGGGGGCCAAGCUGAUGCACUCGGCCCUGGACACGGACAGCAUCCGCAACGUGACGGAGAACCUGAGCGACGUGCUGUGCAUCGCCUUCAGCCUGCUGCAGCUGCUCGUGCUCUACGAGACGGAGGACCGGCUCAAGGCCCUGCUGCGCAGGGGUUUUGGUCGCUUCUACCUGUCUUCUGGCCCACUGUACGACGAAACGAUUCUUACGAGUACAGCCCCGUCGCUGUGUCUCUCUCGCACCCCAUGGUUCGAGGGAGACACACCGACCGGCCUGCUUCGCGUUCUGCAGGCGGAGACGCUGGCCGACGGCGGCUGGAGCGCAGAGGAGAGGGCGCGGGUGGAGGCGUGCGUCGUGCAGGGCGUCAAGCACCACCAGGCCGUCAUCAGCCUCGCCGAAGAGCUCUGCCAGGUCCUGGCGCCCUUCCUCACGGUGCAGCUCAGCACCAUCGUCUUCUUGAUCUGCGUCGCCCUCUUCCAAGUCUCGAUAAACCCGGCCGACGCGGGCAACGUGCGCUUCAUCAUGCUGGCCACGACCGUCGUCAUCGAGGCCUUCAUCUUGUGCUGGAUGGGCACCGGGCUGAGCGACGAGGCGACCGAGGUGCAGACGGGGCUGGAGUGCGGCGACUGGUACCUGCAGGGGGCGGCCGUGGCCUACACCGUCAAGUUCGCGCUGAUGCGCGCGCAGAAGCCCCCGCACGUCGUGGUGGCCAACAACGCCCUCCUGGGCCUACCGCUCUUCCUGGAGUUGAUUCGAUCGUCGUACUCUCUCCUCGCGUUCCUGCAAAAGAGAGCGACGUCUACUACCGAAGUGGAAUGA